AUGUCUUCUCGUCCUUACGAACUCAUCGUCUUUGGAGCUACUGGUUUCACGGGAAAGUAUACCUGCGAGCACAUCGUCUCGCAGCUACCGACCGACCUCAAAUGGGCCGUUGCUGGUCGCUCUGAGAGCAAGCUCCAGAAUCUCGUCCGAGAACUCAAGUCUCUGAACCCUGAUCGCCUUGCUCCAGAAAUCGUGACCUCUGGACUCGACAAGCAGAGCGUCAAUGACCUGGUCAAGAAGACUACUGUCCUGAUCAAUACUGUCGGCCCUUACAUGCUGUAUGCUGAGCCCGUUGUCGAGGCUUGCGCUCGUAAUGGCACUCACUACCUUGACGUUACUGGCGAGACUCCAUGGGUCCGCGAGAUGAUCAAGAAGUAUCACGCUACAGCCAAGGCCAACAAAGCCAUCAUCAUCCAUCAGAUUGGUGUCGAAUCUGCUCCGGCUGAUUUACUUUCCUGGUCAAUGGUCAACCACGCUAGACGUACCCUCUCUGCUGGUGUCUCGGAGCUGGUCUUCUCGGUUGCCGACCUGAAGGGCCAGCCUAGUGGUGGAACCCUAGCUACAGUGAUUGGCUUGUUUGACAAGUACAGCAUCUCUGAAACUUCUGAGGCUAUGAAGCCCUGGUCUCUCUGCCCAACCAAUCCUCCUCGCAGUAGUCUGGAAGGUCCAACUCUACUCCAAAGGCUCUUUGGUGUUCGUCAAGUCCGCGAUCUCGGAACACUGUCCAGCAGCAUCCAAGGUGCUACCGACGCUACCAUCGUUCACAGGAGUUGGGGUCUCUUUGAGAACGGUAGCUUCUACGGCCCCAAGUUCCGCUUCAGCCCUUAUAUGACCGUUCGCAACAUCUUCACUGGUGUUCUGGUGCACUUUGCCCUCGCUUUCGGCAUGAUUGCGCUUAUUCUCUCACCCGUACGUUCGCUAUUGAAGCGCUUUGUGUUUCAACCUGGUGAGGGACCCUCAAAGGAGUCUUCUCGCCGCGACAGGAUCGAGUAUCGCGCCAUUGCCACAGUCGAUACUGCCGACCCUAAUGACCCCAAGCGUAUCACUGGACGUAUGGCUUGGGACGGUAGUUUGUACUACUUGACCGGUGUGUUCUUGGCCGAAGCAGCAAUCACGAUCUUGAGAGAUGAGACCCCGGCUGUUGGUAUGGGAGGCGGCUCCUUGACUCCUGCUGCCCUUGGUGCACCCUUCCUGGAGCGUCUACAGAAGGCUGGACUGAGAACUGAUGUCAAGGUCAUGCCUUAG
Messenger RNA from Aureobasidium namibiae CBS 147.97, 1245 nucleotides. RefSeq lists its product as uncharacterized. The transcript is spliced from 2 exons. Lineage: Eukaryota; Fungi; Ascomycota; Dothideomycetes; Dothideales; Saccotheciaceae. Gene Ontology annotation, biological process: glycolipid biosynthetic process. The coding region runs from base 1 to 1245 and encodes 414 amino acids. Gene Ontology annotation, cellular component: mitochondrion; plasma membrane; lipid droplet. The record is from RefSeq and is a predicted model, not a curated record.